AUGGGCGAUCGCAGUCGCCCAUUCGACACCCCCCAUGGGUCUAUUAUGAAGUCCAUGCAGCGCGGUCUCUCAUCGCCAGUCGACGUUCACCCAUCGCCGCCUCGGUCGGCCCCUGCGAGCGCUGCUUCGCGAUCAGCAACCCCAUCCCCGUCCGACGGCCAUGUCGAAGUUGCGCACUCCCGCCCGAGGCGUUUCGGGUCGCGAAGCCCGUCCCGGGUGAGAAGGGACACCAUGACGCCCCCGGGCCGCAGGAUCGACGACCUCGCGAGGCGCUCGUCGAUGCAUCGCCCAUCCUCUUCGCUUCAGCUGCGCAACAAGCCCAUCAUCAUUGACCAGCCAAGCACCCGGACCUCUACCCCUGUGCCCGCUCACCAUGACUCUCCCGACGGUUUGGACAUGCCCGGAGCUUCUCUGCCCUCGCCGGAUGCCGGUAGCACCAAGAGGAAUUUUUUGCGGCCACUGCUUGCCGACGUGUCACUGUACACAAACCCUUCCCUCGGCCUGGACCCUGAGGAGAGCACAACCUUGGAGGAGCUCGCACACCUUGUGCGCCUCUCUAAGUUCCAAGAGCGCAAGCGCGCAAACACUCGAAUUCGCCUGCAGAGGAGCUUAGUAGCGACGGCUCUUUCUGCACGCUUGGUGAGAUGCGGCGACAUGGCUCAUCUCAGCUUGGUUGACAGCUUCCGCGGCGACGACAAGAAGACCUUCGCCGCUCUGUACAACGCUGUCAUUGACGUUCGGCGGAGCUGUGACGAGACCCGCAGAUAUGCCCUUUUGGAGCCGGAUAUGGAGUUGUUGCAGCCGCCGGCCUUGGUUUCCUCGGAGAGUUUGGAGACCCCGGCCGGCUCGGUCAACGGCGCUAGUCCCUCCCUGAGCGCCGGGACUCCGUUUCUGAAUGAAAUCCCCCCUUCUGCCCGGGAGACCUUCCUCAAGUUUCUUUCCCAGAUCCGGACCAACCCUGAUUAUCUGGCCUCUCGGCUUGUGUCGCUGAACAGCGCCGAACUGGCGGCGCUUACUAACUUUCACCAGGUGCUCGAGCCCGUCGAGUCUGUUCUUCCCUACCACAGUGGCCGAAUUGCCGGUCGCUCGGUCUCCAGCUCUGCCUCCCAUGCCCAUGCCGGUUCCUCUUACGGCGGAGCCGGGGGCCCAGGGCGCAAGGAGCGGACCGCGCUCGAACGAUUGUUGUCCUUCCAGCGCCAUGACGCCCUCUCGGCUCUCAUCUACACCUGCUUUGCUAACUCUGCAGGCCCCGACAGCGCCGAAGACAAGCGCAGAACAGCGACCUGGGCCAAUGCCUGUGCCCGCUUGAUUUCGGCGGCCACGACAGGUGGUGAGCAAACGGUUAUCACAGUCCUGAAUGUUUGGGUAUCCAUGCGGGAGUGGGCCGGCAGGUCCAACAUGGAAUGGUAUCUCAUGAAGAUCCUGGAGGACGGAGCCUUCCUCCUUGACCGUGCUGAGGACCAGUACGGGACCCGGUUCAACGUCUCGGAUUGGACGCCCAAGGAUCAAAUCGCUGCUGAGGAGUUUUACACCCGUGCCGUGGACGAGCUUUUUGAGAUCAUCGAUGACGAGGAUGCCACCGGUAUUCCAGAAGGCCUUCUGGAGCUUGGCAACGAGAUCCUGAAGUAUUUGGACAAGAAGCUUGUUGACGUGACACGUCGCUGGCUUGUCGCCAAGUAUCUUUUCACCGUCUGGCUGCUCGGGGUUGUCAUCCAUCCGGAAGCCUACGGCAUGAUGGCCGAGUAUCACAUCACGGAGUACGGUCGGCAGAAGAUUCUCAAAGCCGUGGCUAUGCAGGCGCAAAAGUACGUCGUGGACAAGCUGCAGAGCCCGGGUCCUGUGUCGGUUCCGCCAAAAAUCAAAGACCACAUCGAAAACAUCUGCAGCCGUUUCAAAGAUGGUGGUAAAUCCGCCAAGAAGCCUCGACUUUUGCCGGCGAGGUCCAUCACAUCUCUGAAGGAGACAGCAGAAGUUCAUCCUUAUCUUGUGAUCAGCCCAGCUGACCUGGUAACUAUGGUCAACGCACUAUUUCCCGAACGGAGGCCGCAGUCGUCGCAUUCCAGCGGCUUCCGGUCUGCGGCUCCCUCCGUUUCUGGCUUUUCUGCGAUUUCCCAACCUAUGUCAGUCAGAACGGUGCCCAGCAGCUUUGACAACAUGUCCGUUCUCAGCACAAGCGCUGAGUCGUACGGCAGUGACGCGAGCACGUCGAAGGAGCAAACGCUUGUAGACGAGGGUAGCCCUCGCCGUUCCUCUCCUCCUCCCAUCCCUGAGAAUAGACCGAGUAACUAUGAAGAGGACGGCUUUCAGCUGCGUAUUGCAGUCCAGGAGAUGGCGCAAGCCCUGGGCCAGGAUGUCGUGAACGGCUCCUGCCACCCGUGCGCCGAGCGUUGGGCUGUCUUGUUCAUCUCGGCCGACGGGAAUCAGCUCUCCACCAACAUGACGUAUGAUCCAGAUGAUUUAGAGGAUGAGGAAACCUCGUCAAACGCCAGCGACACGGAGGACGAAGAGUCGGGACCCGAGAGGCCUGAGCUCGAUAGGGACUAUCACCAGUUGCGUGACUCCAUCCUCAAGCUGGUCCAGGAAUAUGAGAUUCCUCAGAGCGUGGAUAGCGAUGGAUCUAAGCAGACAUUUAGCAACCGAGCCUCGAGUCUGAAGAAAUACCGUUCAAAAAACCGGAUCAUCACUAUGGGCAGCCGGAACCCUUACCGACAGCGCGCUACCAGCUUUGGCAGCGCUGCAGGUAGCCCUCCACGCAGCGACAAGGGCAAAGGCUUGGACGACGACAUUGACUCGCGGCCCCAGCUCAUCACCAUGCUGGAAGCUGCGGUCAGGCAGUCCCGGGCUCAGUCCGAUUUCGUUUCGGCGCACCUAUACUGGCGGACACUUCAACAGCUAAACGCCAUCACUUCCGAAUCACUGCGUCGUGAUGGAUUUGCUGCGCUGUUGAACAUCUUUUCACGCGGUCCGCGUGAUUCCAUUCGUCGGUCUGCCGUUGCAAUCGAGGAGUAUGAUGCCUGGUUGGUAUGGUUGAAACAGAGUCAGGAGCGCGUUGACGGCCUCAUUGACAACAUGAUGCGCCGCCUGAGGGCGUUGAGAGACAAGAUGUGGUAUGUGACUGAUGUCCGGAACUCGGCCCCCUACGAAGACUCCCGCAACGUCGCUGCUGCGCUCAAAACCAUGGGUACCCCUCGGCGCUGGGCUUCAUUUCAACGCAUCAAGAGCCACAUGCAGAGAGGGCCGGCUUCGAAUUACAUCUACAAGACAGAGUCUCAGGUCCUGGAACUUCUGCACGCUGAAGAGGAGCAGGGCGGGCCGAAUAAGCUGCGCGAUGAGCAGGCAGAGAAGACGGCGCGCUGGUUGGAUCAAUACCAGAUCGUCAACUUCUGCCAGGGAGAGGAACGCAUCCAUCGGUUCUGCCUGGAAGUGGACAGCUGCGUGAACAAGCUUAUCGGCGAGAGCAUCGUCGACGGGCCUGUUCUCUGGUCCAGCGAACUCUAUGCUCGAGACCGUCGCUCUUUUGAGAUGAGCAAAAACACACGCAGCCGCGACCAGGACAACCAAUCGGUUUGGGACGAUUCAAUCAGCAUUGUCAGCGAUCCGUCGGAUCAGAGGUUCGUCUCGGUCAGCCGGCCGGCAUCCCUCAGCAGCCGAGGUUUCCGUCAGAACUGGAGCGACUCGAGCAGUCGCUUCAGCAGCUUUUCGCGUGCCCCUACCGUCGUCUCUGAGCCCCUCGACAGCCAGGAGUAUUUCGGCGCGUCGUCUCCUAUCCACCAAAUUGAUCCUAGCGCGACGUUCUGGUCGCCGUUCCAGCAACACCAUCGAGCUACUUCCCCCAGCGCUGCUUCCAGGGCGCAUUCGCCGACGACCAGCGUCACCAACCUCUCGGGCUCCUUCCACUUUGCCAGCCAUCCGUCGCACUCUCAACAAUCCAUCGGCCGGUCUGGUGCCUCGACAACUUCGUCUACCGAGACGGUACACCAGCAGCGGAUUUCCGACGAGAAAGCUCGCUUCCUUGCUGAGCUAAGGCAAACUCUGACCAGCCUUCUCCUCUCUGACCUUGGCAACCUCGUUUUUGCUCGCGGCUCGGAAACGGACGCGUGGUUUGAGGGCCUAGGCCAGGAGUGCAUCGAUCGCCGAGAGGCGAUCCAACGCCGUGCGCGCAAAGCCAUGGCGAAGGAAAAGCGCAAGUCUGUCAAGUCUGGGCUGAAGCAGAGGUUCCUCGAAAAGAACGGCAGCUUCGGUGACCUUCGGCUCAACGACGCCCACAGCGAGAAGGCGCUUUCGGAUACGCAAAGCCUCGGAGCCCCGGAGGGUGCGGCAGGCAGUCAUCAUGGCAGUGUCCACGGAGGCAGCGUCUACGGCAACGAGAGCACGGCGACUACCGAGACGAUCUCGGCCCGCAAGAAGGAUGAGUCCAGGAAAGAUUCUUUGCCAGACUUCCCAUUUGCCAAGGCGUACCAGCGUUUGCUCAAGAUGUUUUGCGUACAUCCUAACCCUUAUGCGAAGCUCAAUGCCCUUUAUGAGCUACAGCACUUGAUCAUCGCCUCGCUCAACACAGGGUCGCGGAGAGCCCGUCUGGCGUGGGCACGGUCGCGGUCUGAGCUGGGCUCUACCUCCUCUCACACCGAGGAGCAUGGAUCCGGAUCGGGUGCACGCCUUCAAUCUCUGGAGGAGCGCAUCGAUAAUGUCAAGGAGCGGCGCUCGCACACUCUCCUUCAAUCUCCUGCCGUUGGCUCCGGUCAGGCUGGACGACUGCCUGCGGGCGCUGGCAACGCCGAGACUCGCUCCAUCGCCGGUUUCGCGGCGAACACUGAGGUCGUUCCAAACGUCCUUCAAGCCUUGUUCCGCGACCCGAACCUCCGACCCAAGACUCUGUUCCGUGACCUGCAAUGGAUAUCUGCCUUUGUCCCAUCGUCAUACCUUGACACGGAGAAGGGCAAGGCCUUCUGGGAUGCCGGCUUGGCAGCGCUGGUUCUCAAGCAAGAAGUCUGUCGCACCAUGGUCGAAGUCGCGGACGAGAUAGUCAAGAAUUACACGCAGUCUCGCAGCGCCAGCAGCAACCGUCCUGCCAAAAUGUGGACCAUCACCGCCAAAGAAGGCGACCCGACCGCGCAGCGCGAGCUCGCUAUCUUCUACCUGUCCAACCCGGAGCUGGUCCCGCGCACGACGCUACCGCUCAGCAAGCCGCGCGACAUCUUCAAGCGUCAACUCAUGGAGAAGUACGGCGGCGGCAACAGCGGCGGGUCCGGGUCGAGACAUCACCGCAGUAGCGACUAUCACCAUUUUGGCGCGGAUGUAAUGGGGCUGGGCGGUGCUGGCGGCGCUAGUGGUGAGGAUAGCGGCUCGGGAGAUAUCAAGCGCGAUCCGGCGCUGAUGUGUAUUGCGUUCCAUUGGAUGGAAGCGGCGGAGAAGGGAGGGGAUGAGGUGGCGAGGAAUUUUAUGGCGCAGCAGUUAGGGGGUUUGCUGGGCUGA
Molecule: messenger RNA, 5472 nt
Organism: Thermochaetoides thermophila DSM 1495
Lineage: Eukaryota; Fungi; Ascomycota; Sordariomycetes; Sordariales; Chaetomiaceae
Exons: 3
Coding region: 1-5472 (1823 amino acids)
Source: RefSeq, a predicted model, not a curated record